AUGACGGACCCAGAGCUUCGAGCCCACCUGUCGAUUCAACCGUUCUCCCUGCGCGUUAUGCAGCAGAGACGUGGACACUGUGGCUACGAAGGCACAAUUCGCAGAGCGCUGGAACGAUGUCUUUUCAAGUACAACCGACGAAUUCAACUUCUCAUCGAUGUUCGUAGUUCAGAUAUGAGAUCACUGUCUCGUGAUUACGUCUCUAAAGCGAACCAUUGA
Molecule: messenger RNA, 219 nt
Organism: Strongylus vulgaris
Lineage: Eukaryota; Metazoa; Nematoda; Chromadorea; Rhabditida; Strongylidae
Source: the annotation of a GenBank genome assembly